This is a messenger RNA of Cadophora gregata, 600 nucleotides long. It is a transcript of the gene VPS29, whose product is annotated as Vacuolar protein sorting-associated protein 29. The record is from RefSeq and is a predicted model, not a curated record. Gene Ontology annotation, cellular component: endosome; retromer complex. The coding region runs from base 1 to 600 and encodes 199 amino acids. Gene Ontology annotation, biological process: retrograde transport, endosome to Golgi; intracellular protein transport. The transcript has 3 exons. Lineage: Eukaryota; Fungi; Ascomycota; Leotiomycetes; Helotiales; Ploettnerulaceae.
AUGACCUCCCGCCUCGUCCUCGUCAUUGGAGACCUACACAUCCCAGACAGAGCAAUCGACAUACCUCCAAAGUUCAAGAAGCUUCUCACGCCUGGCAAGAUUGGUCAAACACUCUGCUUAGGCAACCUCACCGACAAGCCCACCUACGAAUACCUACGUUCCAUUUCCCCCGACCUCAAAAUUGUUAAAGGCCGCUUCGAUGCUGAAGCCACAUCGCUGCCGCUCUCGCAGGUUGUAACACACGGUUCACUGCGAAUUGGCUUUCUCGAGGGCUUCACGAUGGUUGCGCCUAUGGAAACAGACCUCAUGCUCGCAGAGGCGAAUAAGCUGGAUGUAGAUGUGCUCUGCUGGGGUGGAACACAUAGAUUUGAUGCAUUUGAGUUUGAAAAUAAGUUCUUCGUGAACCCAGGCAGUGCGACAGGUGCUUUUAGCACAGGGUGGGUAGGAGAUGGGGAGGAGAUAGUACCUAGUUUUUGCUUGAUGGAUGUGCAAGGAAUUGGUCUGACACUCUACGUUUACCAGCUGAGGAAGGACUCUAACGGGGUUGAGAGUGUGAACGUGGAAAAGAUUACAUAUACCAAGGUUGUAGGAGGAUCAUGA